UUGUAGGUUGGGGGGAAGAGAGCGAGAUUACUGCAAAAGAGGCGUUGCUGCAGCUGGCCCCAGCGCGGGGUCCGUUUGUGCCCCCAGGGAGACAGAGCGGGCGGCGGCAGAGGCACGAAGAGACGGAGGCGGCCCGAGAGAGGAUGGCUGCUCUGCCCUGGACUCGGGCGCUCCUCUGCCUGGCUGUGCUGCUGCACUCGCGUACGCCGGCCUCUGCUCAGGAUGAAGCUGUCUUGCAGGAAAGGGUCCAGAUCCAGCUGCCCAUUUCUUUGCAGGAAUUCAGCAGUGCCAUUGCCCAGCCCGAUCCUGCUGUCACUCAAGGGCCCGAGGCAGAGUCAGUCCUGGUGAACUCAAAUGUGCCAAGCUCAGUGCCUGAGAUCCAAGAAGGACCCCUUGAUGGCACAUUGCUACAGUGCUCAACCCUUGAAGUUGGCAUGCCAUGCUUAACAGACGAGGGUACAGCCAAGCCAGAGAUGGGGCCUGACAAGCCAGAAGAGCAACAAAACUCUUCCCUGGAGGGCGAGGAGGAAGCCGGAAGAGGCUGUAAUGAGGAUUUGCCCCCAGAGAAGAUGCGCAUGAUCGCAGAGGCCAUGCUUAAGUUCACAGUGGAUCUCGUGAGAGAAGUGGAGCUGGAGAAGCAGCAAGACAACCUUUUCCUCUCCCCGCUCAGCAUCACCCUGGCACUUGCUCACCUGGCUCUCGGAGCUGCAAAUCACACCGAGAAGGCCCUGCUUGAGAUGCUGCACCUGGAGAAGGUGCCCUGCCUCCACCAGGCACUGAGCCAGGUUCAUCGACAGCUCGACAAGGCCAUGCUGAGUGUUGCUGCCCGUCUUUACCUGCAAAAAGGAUUUCAGGUUAAAGAGAAAUUCCUGGAGGACUCCGAAAGGUUCUACAAAGCAAAGCCAGCCCUGCUGUCUGGUAACGGGGAGGAAGACCUUGCAGCCAUCAAUAACUGGGUGAAAGAAGCAACUAGGGGACAAAUCCCGAAGAUCCUGUCCGAGCUGCCCGUCAAUGUUGCCAUGAUUUUGCUCAAUGCUGUGCAUUUCCAAGGAUUUUGGAAAACCAAAUUUGACCCCGAAUUGACUGAGCCCGGCAUGUUUUACCUGGAUGAUGAGUUUGCGGUCUCUGUGGAGAUGAUGAAGGCUCCGAAAUACGCCCUAAGCUGGUAUAAUCUGGAUUCUUUGGAGGUUCAGGUCGCCAGGUUCCCCUUCAAGGGCAACAUGAGUUUUGUGGCCAUCGUGCCAAACCACUUUGAAAGGAACGUCUCCCAGCUGCUGUCUGACCUCUGCCAGGCCUGCCACUUCAGUGACUUCCCCAAGGAGAGGCCAACCAUGGUGAAGAUGCCCAAACUGCACCUGCAAGACCAGCUGGAGCUGAACCAAGCCAUCAGUCAGUUAGGCCUCGGGGAGCUAUUUUCUUCCCCAGACUUCCGUCGCAUUGCAGAGGGACCCCUCUUUGUCUCCAGUAUCUGGCACCACUCGGCCCUAGAGCUUGCGGAGACUGGGGUGGAGGCAUCAGCUGCUACCAGCGUGGUGAUGUCUCGCUCACUCUCCACUUUCAUCCUCAACCAGCCUUUUGUCUUUCUCAUCCUUGACGAUACUACGGGCAUCCCCCUUUUCUUCGGCAGCAUCCGCAACCCGAACCCCAGCGCUCCCAAGCAGAGGAAAGAGCAGGAAGAGCUACCUGACAAGCAAGAUCUCGCUCACAACACAAUUCCUAAAUAAGGGGAAAUCCAUAUAGUGGGGGCGGGGUUUGAACAGGAGUGGCUGUGGCCUCUCCAACUGUCUCCCCCCACUCCAGUUGGUCUUUGGGAGUGGUCCAGGGAUUUUUCCUUUUCUGAGGAAAAGUGUGGUGUAGCUCUUCCGAGAGCCAGUUUGGUGUAGUGGUUAAAAGCGGCAGGACUCUAAUCUGGAGAACCGGGUUUGAUUCCCCGCUCCUCCACCUGAAGCCAGCUGGGUGACCUUGGGUCAGUCACAGCUCUCUCAGAGCUCUCUCAGCCCUACCCACCUCACAGGGUGAUUGUUGUGGGGAUAAUAAUAACACACUUUGUAAACUGCACUGAGUGGCCAUGAAGUUGUCCUCAAGGGCGGUAUAUAAAUCGAAUGUUAUUAUUAUUAUUAUUUCUAUAAAUGGUUACCUCUUGCCGAUUUCCCUG
This is a messenger RNA of Eublepharis macularius, 2155 nucleotides long. It is a transcript of the gene SERPINF2, whose product is annotated as serpin family F member 2. Gene Ontology annotation, biological process: negative regulation of endopeptidase activity; negative regulation of fibrinolysis. Bases 144 to 1724 code for a protein of 526 amino acids. The record is from RefSeq and is a predicted model, not a curated record. NCBI's taxonomy places the organism in Eukaryota, Metazoa, Chordata, Lepidosauria, Squamata, Eublepharidae. The transcript is spliced from 9 exons. Gene Ontology annotation, molecular function: serine-type endopeptidase inhibitor activity.